CGGGGGGCGCUUCUGCGGAGCGAACAGAAGGGGAACGGUCGAGGCUGCUGUUUAAAUAGCGCGUGCAAGGCCCGGAGAGAUCGUCACGCCUCUGGGCGCUGUGGCGGCCGGCUCAGGAAGGCCGCCCGAGCUGCCAGAUCCUGCCCACCCAUGCCCUGGCUCCCAGACCUGGGCAGGAGGAGAUCCCUGCAGGGAGGCGCUGACUGACAGGCUUGCACUAUGUUCUGGGUCUGCACCAGCCUCCAUGCCACUGUGACAGGGCGACACUGCCCCUCCAUCUCAAGAUUGAAGCCCCAGUUUGUUGUAGCUGAAGAAAAAUGAUGGAAGAGAGUGGAAUAGAGACAACCCCACCUGGCACUCCCCCGCCAAGCACAUCAGGGGCAGUAGCUGCUGGUAUCACCAUUGCCGCCACCAUCACCACACCUGUCUCAUUAGCUUUGUCCAGUUCUCUCACUGCUCCAGACAUAUCCCCUCUCCCAUUUUUCCCUCCUCAAUCAUUCUCCACACCUCUACCACCCUCAGUAUCUUCACUUCCUCCUAUGAGGUCGUCAGCGCCUUUGCCAUUUGUGCCUUCUGCAACAGUUUCAACUAUUGCACCCCCUUUAACUCCUGCCCCACCUCCUAUUACCCCUCCAACUGCUUCAGCUUUUAGCGGCACCAUGUCCCAUUUCUCAACACCUCCUCCUCCAAGCUGUAUUCCUGGCCCUAACCUUUCUGUACCUCCCACGGCACCCCCCAUUUCAGGAUUUUCCAUUGCUUCAUCCUAUGACAUUACCAGAGGUCAUGCUGGGCGAGCACCACAGACCCCGCUGAUGCCAUCAUUUUCUGCACCUUCAGUCACAGGUGUCUUGACAAAUCCUGUUACUCAACAAACAACUUUUCCAUCCUCUCUGGUGCCUGGAACUGGAAGUGGCCCUGCAAUAACUUUCCCAGAGGAGAAUGAAGACCCCAGAGUUGCUGGCAUACAGAAUGAAGCAUCUGCUGGAGGCCUCUGGGGAUUUAUAAAAGGUGUAGCUGGAAAUCCUAUGGUAAAGUCGGUGCUUGAUAAAACAAAACACUCAGUAGAGUCCAUGAUCACCACGCUGGAUCCUGGCAUGGCUCCAUAUAUCAAAUCGGGGGGAGAACUGGACAUAGUGGUUACCUCCAAUAAAGAAGUAAAAGUUGCUGCCAUUCGAGAUGCUUUCCAAGAAGUCUUUGGAAUGGCCACAGUUACAGGAGAAGCUGGACUGUCUAACAUUGCACCACAACCUGUGGGCUAUGCAGCUGGAUUAAAAGGAGCUCAGGAAAGGAUAGACAGCUUGCGUCGGACUGGAGUGAUACAUGAGAAACAGCCUGCUGUAUCUGUAGAAAAUUUCAUCGCAGAAUUGCUUCCUGACAAGUGGUUUGACAUUGGAUGUCUGAUUGUUGAAGAUCCAGUCCAUGGGAUUCAUCUAGAAACUUUUACCCAAGCGACACCAGUGCCUCUGGAAUACAUUCAACAGGCUCAGAGUCUCACUCCCCAGGACUACAAUCUAAGAUGGUCAGGUCUUUUGGUGACAGUUGGUGAAGUGCUGGAGAAGAAUUUACUGAAUAUCAACAGGACUGAUUGGCAUAUCGCAUUCACUGGUAUGUCCCGUCGACAAAUGAUCUACAGUGCAGCCAAAGCUAUAGCAGGAAUGUACAAACAACAUUUACCACCCAGGACCAUUUGAAAGAAGCUUGACUCAUCACACUGAAUGCUGUUUUUCUGUUCAGCUUGAUAUGAAGGAAAAGAUUGCAGCUUCUGCCAAUAUUCAAGUCCUCAGUGAAUACAGCGCAAUUUGGUAAUCUACCUGUAAACUGUAAUUUUUUUCUUUUUAAAAAAAUGAAGGUACUGUUCCAAUAAUGGAAAUGAACAACUCCAGUUUUUAAUAAUCCAGUAUAAUUAAUGAGAAGAGAAUUAGAUGCAAACAGAUACAUUUAUAGCAGGGCCAAAUAGCAUUAAAAUUUGUAAGGUGGAAUGCAUUUUCAUUUCAAAGACACUUAAUAGGUAUUUGCUGAGACACUUAACUUAAUAUUUUAUUUACUCAAAUAUAACUUUUUUUAAAGGGGGCGAGGGUACAAAUAUUAUCUUUUGCAUUUCAGUCGAGACAGUACCCUGUAUUUUCUAGAUGCCUAUGUUUUGGAAGUAUUUAGCACUUCACAGGGUUAGCCCCUAUGUGUGCAUGAUCUCAGAACUGUUGCUGAGUAGCUCUAAAACAUCUUAAAAGUGAAUGACCAAGGAAGGGCAUAGGUCCAUGCUCAAAUAUAUCCAAGGUGUAGACCAAAAUAACUUUGAAUUUUCAUCUUCCAUACCUUUUUUUUUUUUUUUUUUAAAUACUUUUUCUGAAGUAUGGUCCAAGCCAACUCCCCUGGAAUCCAAUGAAUUAGGCACUUCAUACGCAUAAAAAUGUGUCGUCAACUCAGUAUAACACAAUUCAGUUACUCCAGCAUUUAUCUACAUACAGUCAUCCGGGCUACAGAAAGAAAAUUACAUAGGAGCUUGCAUUAUCAGUUUUCAUCUACCGCAAGUUAAUAUAGCAAACUGUGUGAUAUUCAUACUGUUUGCUCUGCCAUUCUGUAUUUUCCAAAGCAGGAAUAGAAUCCUGCAUGGUGUGAUAAGUGUCAUUGAUUCACUACUUCUCCUAUACAUCUUUGAUAUCUGUCCUUCAUAGCUGAAGAUACCCCAUAGCUAUGCUCAAAGAUAAUCCUAAAUCUCUAUUCAAAAAUACAGAAGUUAUUGUAAAAGAAUAUUUUGAUAAUAGGUUUGUUUUAAAAACAAACAAUUAAUUCUUUGUUUGCCUUAAACACUAGAUUUUCAGCUUGAACUGCUCUGCCUUUAUCUUUUGUAGAUGCUUUCAAAGAACAUUUUUGUAUGCCAUAUACUGUCUAGCCAACUUAUUAUAUUUGCACCCAGAAAACCUGUCCUUUUUCCAAGUAAUAUAUUUUGCCAUAAUUGGCUGUGUAAAUUAAUAUUAAAUAAACAUUUUUUCCUACAGAAUUAAA
Molecule: messenger RNA, 3003 nt
Organism: Caretta caretta (loggerhead turtle)
Lineage: Eukaryota; Metazoa; Chordata; Testudines; Cheloniidae
Gene: PRRC1
Product: proline rich coiled-coil 1
Biological process (GO): activation of protein kinase A activity
Cellular component (GO): cytoplasm
Molecular function (GO): protein kinase A regulatory subunit binding
Source: RefSeq, a predicted model, not a curated record